AUGUCGGCCGGAGCUGUGGUACAAAAAUUAGCAAAACCACAAUUACGUGGACUUUAUGAUAAGAAAACCAAGUUCCACCUUGUCUUUAGUGUUGUACUAUCCAUUGGAGUUGGUGUGGCAUACAAAUAUGGCAUCGGUGAACCUCGUAAGAAGGCUUACGCAGAAUUUUACAAACACUAUGAUGCAGAAAAGGACUUUGAAAGAAUGAGGAAAUUAGGACUUUUCUCAUCUUGCCCUGCCGAUGAUUAA
Molecule: messenger RNA, 249 nt
Organism: Macrosiphum euphorbiae (potato aphid)
Lineage: Eukaryota; Metazoa; Arthropoda; Insecta; Hemiptera; Aphididae
Source: the annotation of a GenBank genome assembly